CAAAAAUUGUCUUGUCAAAAAUACGUGAACGUGAAGUUGGUUGCUGUUAAUUUUAAUUUGGCAUGUUGCCGGAUUUUAUUAUUUUGCAUACUUCCUAGACUCCUAGUCCAUUGCGAUUACUAAGCAUUACUUUUUCUGUGCGCAGUAAACUUAUAGUGUUUUUGAAGCGUGAUAUGUGUAAUUGAGUUUUGUGCUUAGCCAGAUGGGUAGUGAAUUAAACUUAUCAGCGACUAGAUCCAGGAUUUGCAAAAAAAUCAUCAGUCGUUCCUAAUUGUUUGUAAUGCCUGGGCGCACUCGCAUUUGGACUCGCACUUCAUUGCCACUCAUUUGUCAUAUAUUUGUUGGCGUUUUAAGCGCGAUUAGCUGGACAUGGAUUGGCUUAAUCUUGUCCGUUGUAUGGAAUUGGACCGGUGGCUGGUUCAGCUGGACACGACAAUCAGAUGAGAUGCUAAGGAAUAUUGAGAAAAAAAUAUUAUCAUGUGUGAAGACAGUGUACAAACGUUUCUAUGUGGACAUUGGUUCAGUGGUGGGUCAGAGCGACAAGAUAUGGACUAUCUGUCUAAACGAGGACGCGCCGCGCGCUCCUCUUGUUCUUUUACACGGCAUGGGGGCUGGUCUCGCGCUCUGGUGUACUAACCUAGACGCUCUUGCUGCGCACCGACCUGUAUACGCCAUUGAUUUGUUAGGUUUUGGUCGCAGUUCGCGGCCCAAGUUCUCGUCGGACGCGAGCAAGGUGGAGGCACAGUGGGUGGAGUCUGUGGAGGAGUGGCGACGUGAGGUCAACCUCGACCAGAUCAUACUGCUGGGCCACAGCCUCGGUGGUUACAUUGCUACUGCUUAUGCACUUAAAUACCCCGAAAGGGUUCGGCACUUAAUCCUAGCGGAUCCGUGGGGCUUCCCUGAAAAGCCGUCCAACGUGUACGAGAAGUACCAGAUGCCGCUGUGGGUGCGUGCUGUGGCGACGGCGGUGCAGCCGUUCAACCCGCUGUGGGCGGUGCGCGCGGCGGGCCCGGCCGGCCGCUGGCUGGUCGGCAAGACACGUCCAGAUAUACCUCGCAAGUUCGCCGCAUUCCUGCCUGACGCGGACCAACUUAUACCAGAUUAUAUUUACCAAUGCAACUCUCAGACGCCCAGUGGUGAAAGUGCAUUCCACACAUUGAUGACCGGCUUCGGUUGGGCGAAGAACCCGAUGGUGCAUCGUGUUGGCUCUCUGUCGCCGCGGCUGCCGGUCACCGUGCUGUACGGCAGCCGCUCCUGGGUCGACAACUCCACCAGCCAGCUGCUCACCGAGCACAGACCCAACUCUGCUACAUAUGUACAGGUGAUCAAUGGAGCUGGCCAUCAUGUAUACGUAGACAAGCCGGAGUUAUUCAAUAAGUAUGUAUUGGAGGCAUGCGCACGCGCAGACGCGUAUGACCCGCGCGAGACCGAGGCAGGACCGGAGACCAGCCAGGGUCUAGACCAGACUGUCGGAGACCAGCCACCAGAUCACAAUGUAAAGUCUUGAUGUACAGCUUAGUAUAUUGUAUUUAUAGGAUAUGUCUGACUUUCUUUGUUAAUUGAAGUCGCAACUCGCAAUGUUUAUAAUUUUUUUUUAACUAAACAAGGACUGAGUUUUUUUUUUAAUUUUACAGUUCUAAAAACAUACAGGGGCACAAAAUAUAUAAUAUAUAUGUAGAGCAUAUUUACACAAGCUUCCAAAUACUUUCCAUUUUCCAACUUCCAAAUUGAUUUAUUACUUAAGUUCAUGAAAACUCAACCAAAUCUGUUUACUAAUUUAAUGAAAAGCAAAUGAAUAGAAAUUUUUUCAAUUUUAUGAAUCACUUUGCAUGACUAAGUAUGGCUUAAAAUGUAAAAGCGUAAGAGAAAAGUGUGGCUUGAAAUUAUUAUAACGUAUAAUAAGUUACUUCCGAGUACUAUAAAAAACAUAUUAUAAUAUGUUUUUGUAAAAAAAUCAGUAGUGAAAAUUUACGCUAAUAAUUGGAAAUGUUAUAAGAUCUUUGGAAUAUUAGUUGUAACUACACAAUUUAAGAUAGCCUACUAUAAGUUGAGAACCAAAUAAAUAUGUUUUAAUCGAAUUCAAUAGAAAUGAGUUUUAACAAAGUAAAGAGUUUUAAUACAACUUAAUUAAUUGGUAAUUCAGAAAUUACUGGUCAUAAGAGUUUGAUUUAAAAUAUA
Papilio xuthus (Asian swallowtail) is the source of this 2178-nucleotide messenger RNA. It is a transcript of the gene puml, whose product is annotated as pummelig. Bases 281 to 1507 code for a protein of 408 amino acids. Lineage: Eukaryota; Metazoa; Arthropoda; Insecta; Lepidoptera; Papilionidae. Gene Ontology annotation, molecular function: carboxylic ester hydrolase activity; lysophosphatidic acid acyltransferase activity. The record is from RefSeq and is a predicted model, not a curated record. Gene Ontology annotation, cellular component: lipid droplet; mitochondrion. Gene Ontology annotation, biological process: lipid homeostasis; phosphatidic acid biosynthetic process. The transcript has 9 exons.